UUUGAAAUAUAUUUUGGAAAUUUUAUAGGUACAUCAAUAAUUAUUCAAAAAGCUAAUUUAGAAGAGAGAACAUCUCUUGACAAUCCAUCAGCGAGCCCUUCAAUGGAUCAAAUUCUAGUGGAUAUACAUCUUGGACAUUCUCUUCGUCAAGGCGUAAUGGGUUUUUGUUAUGACUGCGGAAAAGCUUGUUUUAGAAGGGGUAAGUAUAUUCGUAGUUGUACAAGAUUUAAAUGUCGUUGCAGUAUUAGUGACAUUAAAUAA
Arabidopsis lyrata subsp. lyrata is the source of this 261-nucleotide messenger RNA. Its product is annotated as defensin-like protein 210. The annotation marks the transcript as partial. Lineage: Eukaryota; Viridiplantae; Streptophyta; Magnoliopsida; Brassicales; Brassicaceae. The record is from RefSeq and is a predicted model, not a curated record. The transcript has a single exon.